AUGGGGGGGCGACCUAAGCACCUUGCCCUGUCCCACAGCUUUGUGACCUUCCCCCACAACCACCACCAACACCACUAUGUCCCCCCCGCCCUAGUCUCAGCACCACCACCACCAUCAUCACAGCACCCCCUUCAGCAGGCGACGCGGGCCCCCGGCGCAGGGCCGUCCUCUUGGGGACGCUCAGGAGAUCCCCAGAAGGCCCAGCAGUUUCUGGCUCUGUUUGACCGGGGUGAAGCUCUCGCCCGUGAAAACAACUACCACAGUGUUGCGCUGAGCUACGGCACUCUGCCCCGGGCACCCCGCAGGGCGGCCCCCUCCGGCUCCUCCUCCUCCCUCCCCCGGCCCAGGGAGGGCCCCGCUGGCCCCUCCGGCAGCCUCUGGAGCCGGCCCGACCCUGGCUACACCACCCUAGCACACCCACGCCGCUCCGCCUCCAAGCCUGGCACCGCCAACGGGUUGUACAGGCAGCCGGGCAAGCCCAACGGCACCAUGCCCCCCCACUACUACCAGCACCAGCCCCCCCCGUCCCACCAUCCCCGCCGGCUGUCCGGGGAGACCCUGGCCCAGCCCCUCCGCCUGGACGUGCCCCCUGAGGGCGACUGGAGGACCCCUACCCACAGGGUGGCAGCGCCCCCGUCUGUCCGGGAGGCCCACCCUUUUUGCCAGCCCGCCCAGAGGUCUGAAUGCCUGCCCAUCAGAGCUGGGCGCGCCCCUUACGGCAGCAGUGCCCAGCUCUGCUCCCUGUGCCAACAGCUGCCCAGCGAGCCGUCACGCCACUACUGCCAGGCCUGCGGGGCGUACAUGGCACGCUUCCGCCCCGCCUGCUGAUCCAGCCGGGCCUGGUCAACACGCUGUCUGCCCCCCCCCUCCCUCCCAAAACACCCCCUCACCUCCACCCCCCAGUUCGCUGGGUCUGCACAAAGGCCUGAGGUGAAAACACACACACACAGAAGAUUCCGCUCUCAAAGACUAGCGCGUAAUCUCAGUCGUCACAAACCUCUGAUUUUAAUGAAUGUCUUCGUGACUUCAACACCUGUCGUAGCGUCAGAGCUGAUAGGAGCAGUUUCCAGUUCUCCGGUUGCACUCGGCUCAGACUGAAGGGUGGAGGCAGCGUUUUGGAGAGAGAGAGAAAAACUCACAAAUGCAAAAACAUUAAAUAAAUCGUGAAUACUUUCAAAUCGUUACAAGACAGAAAUGGUUGUUCUGCAAUGUUCCAACCUCAUUAUAUACACUGCUUUGUAUGGAAGAAGACAACCGCCUCUUUGGGGUCCCACUUGGAACUAAGAUUUCUUUAGUUACUGUACUACUGUAUUUAUUUUCUAGGGUAAGUAGUCCUUAAAUUAUCUAACCAAUUUAACCUGCUUGACCUGUAAAUAUAAUCUGCAAUAGACCUGCUGUCCUUUUAUCAUUUCUAUGAACGAGCUAGUUAGCUUUAUUUGGUAACUAACUGCUGUCUUGUAGUACGGAUCUAUGUAUCUCUCAUUUAGAGAGCCUUGUGCUAAAAUUACUCUAGAACUUUCUCUAUGCUUUAUGGCAGCCUUGCAGCUGGUUAAGCAUGGUCGUCUAUGGAAAUAUACAUUAAAAGGGAAUCACUUGACUUGGUGUACAAUAUUAGGAGAAAUAUAUACAAGUGAUCUGUCUUUUUUUCUUAGUGCAGUGAAUUUACUAAACUGUGUCAAACACGUUUAGUGCACUUCAUAAGUGUUCAACAUAGUUUUAUCUUUUGCAGUUGUAAGUCUAUUGACAUUUCUCCCAUUGUUCUGGGGGAUGCUCAAUGCUAGCCUAUUUUUGUACUUAGAGGAUAAACACAGUUCAGAGGAUGGUCAUCCUGUCCACCUAGAUGGUACAUCAGAGGUUUACACACGGACAGGAAGUGAUGUCAGCGGACAUUCUAUAGAGUGGGCAUUUUCUAUAAGUGUCGAAACUAGUGCAUAAGUUUAGAAUAUUUUACAAAGCACAUGCCAAGCUUUCAAUGCAACGGGAUUUAACUAAUCAUUUUGGAAACUUGGUUUUUGAGUUCUAGCUCUAUUUGAUUAUUUCUGGUCUAUUUACAAAGGACAUAGAUAAUAGGUUAUUUUUUGAGAUUCUGUAAUUUUUUCGGGGGUUUGGGAUGACAGUGGGCAGCUGUGCCUCUGUUCUGGCCAAUAUAAUGGUUGUAAAGAAUCAUCAAAUAUUGGAUUUCAAAUUACAGUGAAGUUUCUUUUGUUCUUGGAAACAAAAAUGUUUUGCAGCCUUACAUAAAACAGUUUAACUCAUUACAAUCUGGAAUAAAGGAAACAGCUUAAUGUUUUGCUUAAAAUAUUUCUGAUUUAGUUUUGGGGAUAUUUGGACGUAUUUUUCUACACUGUAGACAUAACUUAAGGAAUAUGAGAAUGACGUUGGAAAAAGGAGAGUAUGUUCUUAUGGCAUCUUAACAACGGCAUAUAAACCAUAUAGUAUUUAACUGAUACACAUCUACUGUGCAAUUCACCUGGUAUGAGUGUUGCUCCUCUAUGCUAAAAUAGAUACAUCAUAAAACUGAAAUCUUAAAGGAUUGUCAUACAAGUACUUUACCAAAGAGUGUCACUUUAGUAAGACACGAAGAUGAAAAGUACAGCUUAUUGUAGUCUGUAUACAAACAUGCAACACUACCCCCUGGUGGAUUGCCAGUAGAACAGAAGAAUGCAUACAAUGUCUAUAAUCCUUUAAAUAGCACUACUGCGACAUUUGGACAGUGUAAAUGAUUGUACAUAUUAUUGUAGCAUUGAAGCUCUCCAAUGCUAGGAAAUUGGUUUUCACGGUAAAAGAAAGCUGAAUUGACUUUUUUUGUUGUUUGUAAAUGCUGUGCUAGCAGAUGGACCAUGUAUUUUUGCAAUAAAGUUGUUACAAAGUGCUCAAAACAAGAGCAGAAU
This is a messenger RNA of Hypomesus transpacificus, 2891 nucleotides long. Its product is annotated as extensin-like. The transcript has 3 exons. Lineage: Eukaryota; Metazoa; Chordata; Actinopteri; Osmeriformes; Osmeridae. The record is from RefSeq and is a predicted model, not a curated record. The coding region runs from base 1 to 828 and encodes 275 amino acids.